AGAAAUACACGCAUAGACACACACGCACAUAUUCAUUCGGCUUCGUGUUGGGGUGUAAGACCACAGGUUGGACUCGCUUCCCUUCCAUACUGCUGCCUCGUGUUCCUCUCUCUCUCUCUCUCUCUCCUCCCCCUCCCACCGGUCUUGAUUGCUUCAUCGUCUCGGUAGCACGGCAUGACGGACGCCGUGGACGACGAUGUGCGGCUCAUGAGCCGCGACGAGCGGGUGGCGAGCUACCGCGAGCUCGUCGAAGGCCUGGAAGGCAUUUUGGCCUCGCACGACCCGGACGGCGCCGGAGGCGAGGACGACAACGAAGACGCGGAGCAGUUGGCGUUGGUGGAGGAGGUCGAGACGCAACUGCGCACGUUGGCGAAGUUACUAAACGACGAGGAAACUAUCCAGGUGACGCCCGGUUUGAUAAAGAAGGUCAGCAAGUCGGCGGUGAUUGGUGGGGCGCCGGAGACGACCAUCCUUUACCCUCCUCCCCCUCCCCCAUCUUCAAGCAGCAGCAUCAACAGCAGCGGUGGUGGUGCUGCGAGUGGGGCUGGUCUCGGCAGCUCCGUCGAUCCGACGGCGAGCGCCCCCUAUGAGGUGCUCUUUGACGAGCGCGAGUGGUACCCGUGCGUCAUCACCGGUCUUGUCCCGCCAGAAAACGAGGUGGACCGAGUGCAGUACAAGGCGUGGAUUCUCGGGCACAACGUGGAGGAGGCGGUGUACAGCGAGGCGCUGCGGCCGUGGCAGCCGUCGCCGACCGCCGCCGAGGAGCUCCAAAGCGGGACGGGCUGCCAUGUGAUUCACCCCCGCACCGGCCGCUACGUCCCGGGGGUGGUGGACCGACUCACCCUGGAACGGACGGUGUUUGUGAAGGUGCCAGCCGGGGAGCAGGAGAAGUGGGCAGAGGUCUCCGCUACCACUGCCGCUGCCGCAGCUGCGGCGUCUCCGUCGGAGACCGUCUUGGUACCGCUGUCGCACGUCCGCACCGGCAAGUUCUACGCGCAGCUCCGGCACCGGCCGAAGAACGACGAGGAGCGUGCGGCGCGGCGGGCGGAGCAGAUGAAGCUGAAGCGGCAGCGUGUGGCGCAGGAGCGACAGAACACCGCGGAGAAGAUUGCAAAGGAGGCGAAUGAUUGGCAGGCGCUGAUGGGGGACAUGAUGGGCCUUGACAGCGGUGGCAGCUCAGCGAAAAAGAAGCGCCGUCUGAAGUGA
Leptomonas pyrrhocoris is the source of this 1206-nucleotide messenger RNA. RefSeq lists its product as hypothetical. The record is from RefSeq and is a predicted model, not a curated record. Lineage: Eukaryota; Euglenozoa; Kinetoplastea; Trypanosomatida; Trypanosomatidae. The transcript has a single exon. The coding region runs from base 175 to 1206 and encodes 343 amino acids.